Messenger RNA from Verticillium dahliae VdLs.17, 1062 nucleotides. RefSeq names its product RNA polymerase II transcription factor B subunit 3. Gene Ontology annotation, biological process: regulation of transcription by RNA polymerase II; nucleotide-excision repair; positive regulation of cyclin-dependent protein serine/threonine kinase activity. Bases 1 to 1062 code for a protein of 353 amino acids. Lineage: Eukaryota; Fungi; Ascomycota; Sordariomycetes; Glomerellales; Plectosphaerellaceae. Gene Ontology annotation, cellular component: transcription factor TFIIH holo complex. The transcript has a single exon. The record is from RefSeq and is a predicted model, not a curated record. Gene Ontology annotation, molecular function: cyclin-dependent protein serine/threonine kinase activator activity.
AUGGCCUCGCGAAAGGGCAACCCCCCCUCUCCAAGCACCGACGUGUGUCCUGUCUGCAAGACAAUGCGAUACCUCAACCGCGAUCUCGAGUUUCUGAUCAACCCCGAAUGCUACCAUCCCAUGUGCGCCAACUGCGUCGCCCGUCUCUUCGCCGAUGGUCCCGCGCAGUGCCCUUAUGCUGGAUGCACGAAAACUCUCCGAAAAAAGGCAUUCAAAGCAGCAUGGUUCGGAGAUCUGACUGUUGAACGCGAGGUUGAUGUGCGCCGCCGCGUUCACGCUGUCUUCAACAAGGAAGAACCCGAUUUCGAGUCCCUCGAGGAUUACAACGCCUACCUAGAGCAGGUCGAAUCUCUGACAUUCGACUUGCUCAACGGACAACUAAACGAAAAGGCACGCGCGGAGGCGCAGCUGCAAGACUGGGAGGCGCAACACAAGAGCGAGAUUGAAGAACGCAGGCGCUUGGCCAAAGAGUCAGAAGCUCAGCGGACCAUUCGCGAGCGUGAAGAAAAAGAAGCUGCCCGUCGCCGCAGACUUGACGCGGCACGCGAAGAUGCGGAGGAAAAGGCGCGUGAAGCGCGUGCAAGAGAAGACGUCUUGGAUGGCCUGGCCAGCGGAAACAUUGGGCAAGCUCGCGCAACAAUGGAGAAGAUCGUCCUCAAGAAGCGUGGCCAGGGAAGAUUGGACGCAGCUCGCUCAUCGCUCACGGAUGCGACCUCGGCCAUGUCGAUCCGCGGUCUCAAGAAGAAAGAGAAGCCGGCCUUUGUUGACGAAGGACCGUACGAUCCAUUCGGCGGCAUGAAUCUUGCCUUACAGCGAUACGAACUAGGACCGCUAGACGACUAUAGCAACGACUGGGUCGAUGCAGCACGCAUGCGGAGUGACAUUGUCGUGGGCGGCUACAGUGCUGAAGAGUACUUGACCCGUGCCAUGUUCGAGGCCUUCUCAGGAUUGGGGGUUUUUAUUGAGGAUGAGAAGGGCGCAGAGGACCUAGCAACGACGGAGGCGGCGCAGGUGGCCGCCUCGGGUCAGACAUCGCAGAAGAUGGAUGUUGAUGCCUAUUGA